This is a messenger RNA of Penicillium olsonii, 1644 nucleotides long. The record is from the annotation of a GenBank genome assembly. Lineage: Eukaryota; Fungi; Ascomycota; Eurotiomycetes; Eurotiales; Aspergillaceae.
AUGAAGCUCCCACUGGCCCUACUAGGACUCAGCGUCGUUCAAAAUGCCUGCCAUAUCCUCGCCGUACCCCUCGAUACCUGGUCGAGUAGAUCCGGAGCGUCAUCCCAGGCUGUAGACAUGUUCAAUACGGCCAUUGAAUGGAACGACAAGUACUGGAACGAUCAAGCCGGCUAUCUGAUCACAUCGACAUCCAGUAGUGGGCGAUACGAUACAAGGCAUUCAGCCUGGUAUGCGACCCAAUUGCUUGCGAGGAAUGCACCCGGCGAUGUUGAUAAAGCCGUUCGAAUCUUUGACAACGUGAUUGGAGGCCAGUACCUUGAUCCGUCUAAGCAAUGGUAUGGCGAUUAUCAACAUGCGCCUUCAGAGCCCGAACCUGGAACACUGAAGUAUCCCGAUGAUGGGCCAUACAGCUCGUGGGAUCCCAACAUCCGAGACUUCGUAGGCUGUGCUUGGAUUGUUGCCUUGGCCGAUUAUGGUCAUCUCCUUCCAGCAGCGACGGUCACGAAGGUGGAGAAGUCCCUGCACAUCGCCGCAAAAGGCGAUUUAUACCGCGUUGGAGGAGUCGACGGAGACAACUCCUACCCAUGCUAUUCCAAUCCCUGGCUGAUGCGAACCAUUCUCCAGAAUUGGGUAGGAGCACGAGUAGGAGAUGCAAACCUGACCAAGUCCGGCGAGAACUUCGCCCAGGAGAUCUACGAUCUCUGGAGUAUGCACCAUACACUGUCCGAAUUCAACUCCCCAACCUAUGCCGGUGUGGCCAUGUGGGCAUUGGCUCUGUGGGAACAGUACGGAACCAGUGGCAGCUUAUUGAAGAAGUAUGGGCCUGAUAUGCUCACAGCCAGCUGGAACGAGUUGGGCCAACUCUACAAUGCCAACUUGAAGAAUCUCGCUGGCCCCUGGGACCGCAGUUAUGGCUAUGACAUGAACCAAUAUGCAUCUCUCGUCGGCGCGGUGAUUUGGGGCGUUAUCGGACGCGAGAAAGCACCAGUUCCCCAGCAGGACUUGGGGAUGUAUCAUCAAGAUGAUUUCGCAUUCUUUCCUCUGUUCGCUCUCUCGAUGUCCGUUAUGGUCAAAUAUUUACCUGCGAAGGCGAAGGCGAAUCUGCUCCAGUUCCCCGGCGAGCAUCUAUACACAUCUCAAGCUUUUUCGCCGCCAUUCGAUACUUAUCCCCGGAAUAUCACGGCUUGGAUGUCCAAGGAUGUGACUAUCGGUGCCGAGACUGUGGCCGGGACUGUUGUUGGAGGUCCUAGUAUCAACCCCAGUCAGUUCAGUCCGGCUGUCAUCCAGUGGGCGAUCGACGAGAACCAGAUUGGUUGCAUUGCACACUGGGUGACGGAGUCAUCUAUUGAUGCCGUUGCUGACCCUGGAAGCCUGAAAAUAUCUUACCCUAACGCAACAGCCGGCAACGGACCUGUAUCAUUCAAUUUCCUUUUCAGCGGGCUGGAUCUGGGCAACGGGCUCAAUGUGACAGGUCUGGAAGAUCUUCCAGGUUUGAAUCUCCAGAUAUCAACCAACGCUUUGCCGAACUAUACCAUCACUUACAACACCGACCACUCCGUCAACGAAUUCGUCUUCUACAAUGUCACGUACACGAUGCCCGAGGUUUUCACAGAGACACCUUACGUACAUCUUGAGAUAGCAUGA